Penicillium griseofulvum is the source of this 1527-nucleotide messenger RNA. Its product is annotated as putative MFS sugar transporter. Gene Ontology annotation, molecular function: carbohydrate:proton symporter activity. Gene Ontology annotation, cellular component: membrane. NCBI's taxonomy places the organism in Eukaryota, Fungi, Ascomycota, Eurotiomycetes, Eurotiales, Aspergillaceae. Gene Ontology annotation, biological process: carbohydrate transport; transmembrane transport. Bases 1 to 1527 code for a protein of 508 amino acids. The record is from RefSeq and is a predicted model, not a curated record. The transcript is spliced from 5 exons.
AUGGGUCUGUUAAUGAGCCACAAGAGGGCGUACAACUGGUACAUCUCUUGUGUUGCAGCAUCAUGUAUGGUACUCUACGGUUACGAUGCAUCUGUAUUCAACUCGGUCCAGGGUUCCAAGAACUGGCUGGCUUGGAUGAACAACCCAAAUGCCAACACAAUCGGUUCAAUUAAUACAGCAUAUACGGUCGGCGCUAUCUUCGGUGGUUUCUUCCUGGGAGGACCCUGUGCAGAUUUCCUGGGCCGCAAGCUUGGGAUGGCCAUUGGCUGUAUUUUGGUCAUUAUUGCUACAUUUAUGCAAACCUUUGCUCCUCGCCACAAUCUUGCUACCUUCCUUGCGGGUAGAUGUAUUAUUGGUAUUGGUCAGGGUAUUGCAUUGACUGCUGGCCCUAUCUACAUUGGCGAAUUGGCCCCAGCAGAGAUCCGAGGUAAAAUCAUGACCUUUUGGCAGAUGUUCUACUCUGUUGGAUCGUUCAUCUGCUUCUGGGUCAACUUUGCCUGCACUAAGAAUGUUGACAAGUUGGGUGAGUGGGACUGGAGAUUGGUUGUCAUUUUCCAGCUUUUGGUUCCUACUAUGAUUCUUGCCCUGCUGCCCACUGUCCCCGGUAGCCCUCGUUGGUAUAUCCAGAAAGGCAAUAACAUCGAGAAGGCUCGUGAAGCCCUGCAAAGAGUGCGCGACAAUGAAGACGAAGUGGAGCAAGAGUUGCUGGAGAUUCGCGAGGCCAUCGAAUAUGAGCGGGAAGCCAUUUCGAGCAACUACUCUGCUCUCUGGAAGGACAAGUCUCUCCGCAAGCGCAUGGCUCUGGCUCUAAUCCUUAACGCCGGCCAACAAAUUACCGGACAAGGCUCGCUCAACUCAUACUCCACCAAGAUCUACCAGAAAGUCUUCACUAGCGACAGCCAAAUUGCUCUGAUCAACGCUCUGAACGCCACCUUUGGAAUCUUCUUCACCCUGAAUGCCGUCUGGAUUAUCGAUCGUUUCGGAAGAAAGUUCCUUCUGAUUGUCGGUGGUAUCGGCAUGGGUAUCUGCAUGAUCAUUGUCUCUGCUGUCGAAACUGAAACACCACAACUCGCCGAUGGAUCUAAAUCACAACCCGUCGGUAUAUCAAUUGUGUUCCUUAUGUUCUUGUUCAUAUUCUUCUACAAACCAUCUUGGGGCGCAACAGUAUGGAUCUGGACGUCUGAGAUCUUCUCAAUGAACGUCCGCGCCCAGGCCGUGGGCAUGGCAUCGCAGACGCAGAACGUCGCCAACGCUAUCGUCCAGCAAUUCUUCCCUAUUUUCCUCGACAACGAGGGCUUCUAUGCAUUCUACAUGUUUGCCGGUAUCAACUUCCUACUUGCUGUCUUCGUUUGGUUCCUUAUUCCAGAGACCAAGAUGGUUCCUCUUGAGGAGAUUGAUACUCUGUUUGGUGGCGCCAAUCACGUUGCUCAGGGAGAGGAGGUGAUGGCGCAACAGAAGGGAGCCCAUAUGAGGGACGAAGAAAACGAGAAGGCCAAUGCUGUUAAUGUGGAGCAUGCUCGAAGCUAA